Molecule: messenger RNA, 8206 nt
Organism: Aspergillus wentii DTO 134E9
Lineage: Eukaryota; Fungi; Ascomycota; Eurotiomycetes; Eurotiales; Aspergillaceae
Product: type I polyketide synthase
Exons: 6
Coding region: 262-8103 (2613 amino acids)
Biological process (GO): fatty acid biosynthetic process; secondary metabolite biosynthetic process
Molecular function (GO): 3-oxoacyl-[acyl-carrier-protein] synthase activity; oxidoreductase activity; fatty acid synthase activity
Source: RefSeq, a predicted model, not a curated record
UUCCACAACAUCGGAAGCUCAAUUCGUCGUGAAUAUUUUGAUAAUUGGCUUUAUCUGGUGGUAGUUGGAGCAAAUCAAAUUGCACGCACGCUGACUGUGGUGUUUAUGGAAUAACCUUGACGUGGCCAUGCAAUAAUCCUGUCGUGCUCGAGAAGAGAUGAAGUCCAUGGAGUCUAUAUAAACGGAGCAAAGCCCUCUCGAGUCAGCUUCUGCAAUCAUUCUUGUGAAUAUUAUCAUUCUACUGUACCUGUAAAUACCAUCAUGAUCGGUCGUGUUGUUGAGCAGCCGGCAGACGCGGAUGUCUCGAUGCCCUUGGCGGUUAUUGGUCUGGCCGCGCGCUUCUCGCAAGAAGCGACCACCCCAGAGGCGUUCUGGGAAUUCCUCCUCAGAGCUCGACAGUCCACCACUUCUUUUCCUCCUGAUAGACUCAACCAAAAUGCGUUUUAUCACCCCGAUCCAGACCAUGGCGGCACGGUCCAUGCAAAAGGUGCCCAUUUUCUGCAGGAGAACCCCAACGCUUUCGAUGCAGCUUUCUUCAAUAUCAAUAAGACAGAGAUCUUGAGUCUGGACCCCCAGCAACGGCUCGUUAUGGAGAAUGUUUACCAUGCGCUUGAAAAUGCCGGAAUUCCAAUGGAGAAGGCAAUAUCUUCAAAUGCAUCGAUGUUUGCCAGUGGGUUCAACCACGAUCACUCGAAUCGAAUGAAUAGCGACUUAGAGACUUCGAUGAAGCACCGGUCAACAGGGUCGGAGAAUUCGAUGAUAUCAGGACGAGUCAGUUGGUUCUACGAUUUUAGGGGACCGAGUAUGACAGUAGAUACGGCGUGUUCGAGUAGCAUGGUUGCUUUUCACCUUGCCUGUCAGAGUCUCAAGUCUGGAGAUAGCGAAACUGCAAUCGUUAGUGGGGUCAACGCCAUUAGCUAUCUGCCUCAUAUUCUUGGCAUGAGUUAUUCUGGCUUCCUGGGUGCAGAAGGCAAAUGUUUUACCUUUGAUAACAGAGGUGAUGGCUACGCACGUGGCGAGGGUGUCGCAACGGUCAUCCUCAAGCCCUUGGUAUCCGCCCUGAAAGAUGGGGAUACUAUCCGGGCCGUAAUCCGUGCCACAUCCCUCAACCAAGAUGGACGGACCCCUGGGAUGACCUAUCCCAGUGGUGAUGCACAGGUGCGAUUGAUCCGCAGUGCCUAUGCAAGUGCGGGACUCGAUCCAAAGGAUACACUGUUUUCCGAAGCUCAUGGGACAGGAACACCCGCUGGUGAUCCGAUCGAGGCUAGAUCCAUAGCCAGAGCUUUUCAAUGUGAGAAUCGAGAUAUGCCCAUGUACAUUGGGGCUGUAAAAUCAGGAAUUGGGCAUCUGGAAGGAGGCUCUGGAGUGGCGGCAAUCAUCAAAGCGAUUCUCAUGUUAGAAUCUGCCAUCAUUCCUCCUAACGUGAAUUUUGAAAAUGUCAACCCCAAGAUUGAGAUGGAGAAAUGGAACCUUCGCUUUCCAACCAAAUGCCUGCCCUGGCCUGUGCCUGACGGUGCACGCCGUGCUUCCGUCAGUUGCUUCGGAUUGAGUGGCACGAAUGCCCAUUGCAUCCUUGACGACGCCUAUCAUUACCUAGAAGAAAGGGGCCUCGUUGGAUUCCAUAAUUCUCGGCAAUCAGCUCCAACACCUGAAGAAGUUGAUCAAAUCGUCACGAAGACUAUUAAGCGUUAUCAGGCGAUGGAAGAGGGGGAACUUGGCGCAGCACAGCCAGAAUGUCAUGCUAAUGGCUCCUUAGUGAACGGUACUACAGCGGAAAAACCUGCCCCAAAAAUCUUUUUAUUGUCUGCUUUUGAUCAAAACGGAUUGAAAAGACUGGCUACAGGGAUCAACUCUUACCUGCAACGGCAAGAAAGCUGGUCUGGCAAACUUUCUAGCAACAUGUAUCGUGAUCUUGCCUAUACUCUGUCGGAGAAACGGUCUAGAUUCCGCUGGAAUAACUGCAUACUAGCAACUUCCAUUGAUGACCUACAAAGAAAAUUAUCCUCUGGAAUGGUCCUUUCGAAAGCAAGCAACGUUCGCGUAGCCCCGAAAAUUGGAUUCGUUUUUACGGGGCAAGGAGCGCAGUAUAGUCAAAUGGGACAUCAAUUGUUGGGGUAUCCUGUGUUCAGGAAGUCCCUAGAGGAUGCCUCCGAGUUUAUUAAACAAUUAGGUAGUCCAUGGUCUUUGAUUGACGAGAUUUCCAAACAAAAGAGCGACUCCAGAAUUGACGAGCCAGUCCUCUCUCACCCUUGCUUAACUGCUAUUCAGGUAGCGUUGGUCCAGUUGUUGGCAAGUUGGAACAUCUCCCCGUCGCGUGUCAUUGGUCAUUCAUCUGGUGAAAUCGCUGCUGCGUACUGCGCUGGAAAGAUAUCACGCGAAGCUGCGUGGACAGACGCAUAUUAUCGUGGCUCCGUGGCAGCAGUCAUGCCAACUAAAGUCAAAGGUGCAAUGCUGGCCGUGGGAUUAGAGGCAACCAAGCUUCAGCCAUAUUUGGAUAAAGUUCACAGUGAGUAUACCGGCGAGCUUAUCAUCGCCUGCUUCAAUAGUCCCAAGAACAACACGGUUUCCGGAGAUGAGGUAAUGGUCGACGCACUAAAAGAGCUGCUGGAUGCGGACAAUAUUUUUGCACGUAAGCUGCGGACUGGGAGAGCGUAUCACUCAGCCCACAUGCAGGGAAGUGCACAGGAUUAUCUGAAAGCCCUUUCUGCACCCAUCUACCGUGAGUCCUUCGCAGGGAUAGAUUCGGUCCGGAUGUUCUCCUCUUCGAGGGGCGAAGAAGUGCUGGAAUCAUCUCUGGAUGGUUGGUAUUGGGUCCACAAUCUGGUUUCGACUGUCAAGUUCACCUCUGUCCUGCUGUCCAUGUGCCUUGAGGGAGGUGCUCCUGCCGUGCAGCAAAUCGUCGAGAUUGGCCCCCAUGGCGCACUCCAGAGUGCUAUUAAGGAAACAAUUGGAGCAGACCCUUCAAUCUCGUACCUGCCAACACUCGUCCGUCAAGACCCUGGCCCUAACACCCUGCUCGAGUCGGUGGGAGCUCUCGCGGCCAAAGGCGUGCCAGUCAACAUUUUUGAAGCCAAUGAGGCUGCGGAGCCGCCUAGGAGUCUGAGGCCACAGAUGCUGGUCAGCCUGCCUCCCUACCCUUUUAAUCACGAGGAAGCUGGCAUCUUCGAGAGUCGACUCAGCAAGAAUGCACGGUUCAGAGAACAUCCACGACAUGACCUAUUUGGCGCACCAGUUCAGGACUGGAAUCCCCAGAAUCCUAAAUGGCGCCAUUUUCUGCGUACCUCGGAGAAUCCAUGGCUCAAGGACCAUGUUAUUGCAGGUAAUAUCGUCUUCCCCGGCGCUGGAUUCAUGGUUAUGGCCAUCGAGGCAUCCCGGCAGCUGGUGCAAGAUAAUACCGUGACAGGCUUUCGUUUACGCGACAUUGCGCUCAAGGCAAUGUUGAUCGUCCCCGAGACCCAAGACGGAGUUGAGACCAGCCUCUCACUUUGCCCUAUGGAUGACACCAAUAUCAGCACCUCAAAUGUAUGGAAUAAAUUCCAGAUCAACUCAUAUGAUGUUGAUAAUGACGAGUGGGUCGAAAAUUGCACGGGCUAUAUCGCUGUCGAUAUGGCAAGCCACCCUAAUCCUGUCGACAAUGGGCGUGAAGAGACAUUGGAGAAAGAAAAGUGGGAAAAGGCAUUUCAUGAAGCCACAAGCGCCUGUAAAUCCCCUCUGGACUUCAGCAAAGUCUAUGAUGACUUGGAGCACCUUGGAAUUGAAUUCGGUCCUCUCUUCAGAAACUUAUCCGCAGUGACCACGACUGGCCAGAAAGGAGGAAGCGCCCUGGCCACAAUAACUGUUCCAGAUAUCAGGUCCAAAAUGCCAAAACAGUAUAUACAUUCGCAUCUUAUUCAUCCUGCCACAUUAGACAGUGUUUUCCAGGCAGGUAUGGCUUCCGUCUGUGGCUUUACCGGCCAAUCAAUGUUGAAGCGAGGUCUCGUACCAAACUUCAUCAAAAGUGCAUGGGUCUCCGCCGAAACCGGCUCUGAAUCUAGUUUCCGCUGCGCUGGAAAGGCUUCCCUGUCGACAUUUGAUAUUUACAACGUUGAUGCUCAGGUCUGGGGGAAGAAUGGAAAUGCGCCAAACAUUGCCAUUCAAGGGGUCAGACUGACCCCUUUCCAGUCAGAAAGCACACCAGGGAAUGGAAGUGGUCAGCUUUGCUACUCAAUAGACUGGAAACCGGAUGUCCAUUUUCUCGACACAUCCAGCUUCAGGACAUUGGUCCCGUUCGACCCCAAUGCGGGGAAUUACGAAGCAGAGAAACGGUGGUUCAGUCGACUGCAACUCGCUGCGGCACUCUUGGUAACCGAUGCACUGGUAGAGAUCCAGGGUAUCUCUGUUGCUUCAUUGGAAACCCACUACCAAAGGUUCUACGACUUGCUAAAACAUGUCACUGCGGAUAUCAUGACGGGAUGCAUCCCGCAUGUUACCUUCAAUGAUUGGCAGAAGUAUUCACAAAACGAACAGCUCAAGCAAGAUCUAUACAAAGAGGUAGAAUCAUACGAUACUAAUGGCGCUGUGCUGCUUCGAAUGGGAUCUCAAAUUGCGUCAAUUUUCAAAAACCUGGCAGACCCUCUUUUCCUGAUGUUUGGCCAGGAUGAUCUCAUGACGCGCUACUAUGACGAUGAUGUACUGAUGGGACCUAUCCCCACGACCCUUGACUGUUACCUUUCACUUCUGAGAUACAACUCAUCGGGUCUCAAAGUUUUGGAGGUAGGUGCGGGCACUGGAGGAUUUACAAAACGGCUGCUGGACUCCUUGUGCCCUAGGUCUGAAAGCACCGCGGUUAACCAGAGCGAGGUAAGCGGUGACAAGAUUGCGUCUUAUGCCUUCACGGACAUCUCGCCACGAUUCUUUGAAAAGGCCAAAGAUAGACUCAGUGCUUGGGGUGAUAUUUUGGAUUUCCAAAAGCUAGACGCAGGAGGCGAUCCAGAAAGUCAAGGGUUCCAGCCGGGAUCAUACGACAUGGUUUUCGCUAGCAAUGUCUUGCAUGCUACGCCUGAUAUACACCAGACUCUUCAAAACGUUCGUUCACUACUUAAGCCUGGUGGAAAGCUAUUAUUCCUUGAAGGAGUGCGGCAGGAUACACUUUGGAGUAAUGUUUCUUUCAGUGGCCUUCCAGGCUGGUGGUUAGGCAAAGAGCCAGUUCGCCGCUGGUGUCCAUAUGUCUCUACGCAAGAAUGGGAUGGCUUUCUUCGUCGUUCUGGCUUUUCUGGUAUUGAUAUCGAUAUGCCAAGUUCACAAUAUCCAGAGUUCACAAAGAUCAGCAUCAUGGCUUCGACAGCAGUGCAAACAAUCCCCGAUAACAACAGUCAAGAAUUUGUUAUUGUCUGUCAGUAUCUGGAUAAACCUGUAGCUCUGGCCCAGGUCUUGAAGAAUCAACUGGAAGAAGCAUUAGGGGGUAUUAAAUGUUCGUUAAUCUUCCCAGUUGACUUACCGACAAUGGACCUGUCGCAGGCAGUGUGCAUCUCUCUGCUGGAAGUUGAGGCUCCCAUGCUCGGCAAAAUUACGGAAGACAUGUUUCUGAACAUCAGGCACAUGCUUACGACAUGCGCUAGGCUACUGUGGGUGACAGGAGAUCCAGCGAAAGAUCCAGGAUUCAACAUAGCGACUGGACUUAUCCGCACAAUCAGAUGGGAGCGGGACUCAAACGAGCUCAAUCUUACCACACUGGCGGCUAACCUGGGUGCCACUUCGACAGAGGACCUGAUUCAAUCGAUACUGAAAAUCACACGUCAUCAAUUCGUUGGUGAAAUGAGUUCCCACAGAAACUCCGAGUACCAAUUGCGAGACGGGUUGAUUCAUACCAAUCGGAUAGUUGAAAACAGCGAUGCCACCGAUGCGAUUACCGCGCAAUUUUCUACACCUCCUGCACAGUUGGUACCGUGGAGCAGUAUUGACCGUCCGGUCAUGAUCCAGAACAGCCAGCCUGGAGUCUUGGACAAGCUUCAGUGGUCAACUGAUCCAGACUAUGUACAGGAUUUGGGUGAAUUCGAAGUGGAAAUCGAUGUAAAGGCUGUUGGACUCAACUUUAGAGAUCUUCUCACUGCCAUGGGCGAGCUACCACAGACCACAAUUGGCGGGGAGGCGGCUGGUAUCGUCUCCAGUAUAGGAUCAAAGGUAACAAGAUUCAACAUUGGAGACCGGGUCGCAUACUUUGCUGAUCCAGCACGAGUUGGGACUUUCCGGACUUAUGGACGCGCAAACCAGGCACUGGUCGUGAGAAUUCCUGAUCAUUUGGAGCUAAGUUUGGAAAUUGCAGCCGGCUUGCCUGUGAUUUAUACCACUGUCAUCUAUGCCCUCAACAAUAUCGGAAGAUUGAUGGCAAGGGAAAAGGUUCUAAUCCACGCUGCUGCCGGAGGAGUUGGUCAAGCAGCAAUCCAAUAUGCACAGGCUAUUGGCGCUGAGAUCUUUGCCACUGUAUCCUCCAUUGAGAAACGAGAUUUCCUGAUCCAGGAGUAUGGCCUUGCUGAAGAUCACAUCUUCUCCAGUCGUGACUUGACGUUUGCGAAGGGAGUCAUGAGAAUGACCGAAGACACAGGUAUGGACGUAAUCUUGAACUCCCUUUCUGGAGAAGCCCUCCAACAGUCCUGGGCUUGUAUCGGUGCAUUCGGUCGUUUUAUUGAGCUUGGAAAGCGAGACAUCCAGUCAGGGGGAAAACUCGACAUGACCCCUUUCCUCAAGAACGCGACAAUGGCUGGCGUGGACCUUCUUACUGUGGCGCAACUACGACCUUCGGUGAUCCAAAAGCUCCUGGACGAGAUGAUUCGCCUCUGGGCCCAUGGGAAAAUUCAUGAAGCACGACCGACCACUGUGCUGCCUUAUGGUGAUCUGGAAAAGGGCCUCCGCAUGCUACAGGCAGGAACUACCUUCGGAAAACUGGUUUUUGUACCUGGUGAAGAGCCAGUUCCCGUGGUUCCCGCUCUGGCAACACGGUACACAUUCGACAGCAAUGCGUCAUAUGUUCUCGCAGGUGGGCUUGGAGGUAUUGCGCGCAGCAUCGCCCAAUGGAUGGCAUCCAGAGGUGCGAAACAUUUGAUCCUUCUCUGUCGGACCAUUUCUGAGGCUGCGUUGAAGAUGACUCGGCAGCUUGGGAAAAAAGGAUGUCAAGCGUAUGUUAUCCAAUGCGAUAUCACCGACCCCGAUCGCCUGCGAGAGGUCAUAACAGAGUGCGAGGAAACUCUCCCCCCUAUAAAGGGGUGCAUCAAUUGUUCGGUCGCAUGGGCCGAUGGUGGAUUCGAGACCAUGUCCCACGAGUCAUGGCAAAAGUCAUUAAAACCCAAGAUGAACGGAUCCCUCAAUCUCCACGAAGUCCUUCCAAAGGAAUUGGACUUCUUUGUCAUGCUUGCCUCCGUGGCGGGUGUGGUAGGAAACCGCAGUCAGGCCAACUACAACGCUGGCAACACAUUCGAAGAUGCACUGGCACGAUACCGGGUCUCCCAGGGCCAACGAGCAACCAGUGCAGAUCUCGGUGCAGUACUUUCUGUUGGUUUCAUGGCCGAGAACAAGGAGUUUGUGCGACACAGUAUGAAGAUAGCAAACCACCAUCGCGAGCACGAAAUGUUAGCUAUCAUCGAGUACUUGGUUGAUCCCCGACAGGCCCUGACUGAAACAACAUGUCAGCUCGUCUGCGGGCUCGCCACCCAAUCGGCAUAUCAGAAGCGACGGAUUCCUCCACCGAGACAUCUUGAAUAUCCGAUGUUUAUGCAUCUACAGGGAACUGCAGCCUCAGGAGGAGCACACUCAGAAGAUAGCGGACCGAUAUACAACGUCCCAGGACUGCUAGCCGCCGCUAGGAGCAAGGAGGAGGGAGCGAAUAUUGUCUUGACUGGAAUCCAGAGGAAGUUGACUUCUCUCCUGAAUAUUCAGGAGGACCAGCUUGAUCAGGAAAAGUCUAUCCGGCACAAUGGUGUCGACUCGUUGAUCGAGAUGGAGUUUAGGACUUGGUUAGGAAAGGAACUUGGAGCGAGUGUGUCGCUGUCAGAUCUGACGACGAAGAGUAUCACGGACCUUAGUUUGAAGGUUGCUACCUCCAGUACAUAUUCUCAUUUCGAUGCGGCUUGAUUGGUGGAUUUGUGAAGGUCUAUAGUACCGAGGUUGUGGUUACUCCUUUACGGCAUUAGACCGGCCUCCUAGAAACUGAAUGAAAGUGACAUGAUAAUUUUUG